Molecule: messenger RNA, 3348 nt
Organism: Symbiodinium necroappetens
Lineage: Eukaryota; Dinophyceae; Suessiales; Symbiodiniaceae
Source: the annotation of a GenBank genome assembly
AUGCUUUCCUUUGAAACGUUGUCUUUGGCCAGCAGCCGCUCCUCCUCCUCGUCGGGGACGCUGUCCAGCUGCCUGUCGGUGCGUGAUUCUGAGGUCAGUCGUUUGGCUUCGCAGCUUCAGGGUCUUCGUUUGCUGAGCAAGGAGGUUUUCGCUGAUCUUGCCACCUGGCUGCCUGAACCUUCCAAAGGGUUCCCCUUGAACAGCCAGUACGCAGGGGCCUUCGAUGCUGAGGAGGUUGAGAAUCUGAAGAGCAAGGCAGGUUCCCAAAAAACGGCGGCCGAGACGGAGGACCUGGACCCGGACUUGAUCGAAGCUUACGUGCCGACCCGGUGUUUCAGUGAGGGCCCCCUAGUUGUGACCAUGGUUGUGUCUGAGCUGCUCGCGAUGCGGGCCCCGCCUGUCCUUAUGCUUAUCGUCAUCAUGCUGAUGUGGUACCCUCGUGCACAGCGUGUUCAGGACCGGGACUUCGUCGAGCUGUUUUGCGGUAAGAUGGAGGCAGGACUCCGCGGCACCUCCCUCAACAUCGAGCUGGAUCCGCACACGAUGGAUUUCCUCAAGCCGGCAGGCUUCUGGAACUACACGAGGAGCUUUGGUGAAUUCCUGGCUGGUGCCUUCCUACGCAUCCGGUCUGAGCCCUUCUUUCCUCAGAACCGCCUCCCGGGCUUGGGAAGUGAUGCUCUACGAAAAUCCGAUUACGAGCUCUUCGUGCAGGAGUGCCUGUCGGAGCCGGGCAUUAAUGGAUUGGGGGAUCUCUGGGCUGAUGCUUGUUUUAGCAGUUUCAGCUUGUGCUUGUGCGCAAUGGGAAAGAAGUCCACGGCAAGCCCGCCGGAGGUGGCUGAUGUUAUGGCUAUGCUGCAAUCCAAGGGAUUGCUUAAGCGUGGCCCCGAAGCAGCUGCUGAGCCUUCUAAGAAGCCUAAGACAGCUAAAGUGAAGCCGACCCCGAAACCCGAAGAGGAGCCCAAGGUUGAGACCCGAGCCCGGACCAAGCGCAAACCCGCCGAUGCAGAAGCAACGCCCGAUGAUGAGAAGCCCCCCACCAAGAUCGGGAAACCCGGCAAGGGCGGAAAGCAGGAGAAACCCAGCAACCCCGUCAAGGAGCAGAAGAAACCCAGCAAGGAGCAUGCGCAGCCCCAGGAAAAGCCCAGCAAGGAACAGUCCCAGCAGGAGAAACCCAGCCUUAAGGAGCAGCCCCAGGAAAAGCCCAUUAAGGGACAGUCCCAGCAGGAGAAACCCAGCAAGGAGCAGCCCCAGCAGAAAACCAGCAAGGGACAGUCCCAGGAGAAACCCAAGGAGCAGCCCCAGCAGAAAACCAGCAAGGGACAGUCCCAGGAGAAACCCAGCAAGCCCGGCAAGCAGAAGAAACCAAGCAAUGAUGAGCCCCAGGAUCCCCCCUCCGAGGAUGCGGCAUCUGACGAUGAGGAGCUGGGUCCUUUCGUAGAGUUUCCACCUAAAGAGCCGUUCGGUGACCAGUUCUUCGAGACGGGGCUGAACAUGCUUGUGAGCUGGAACAACUUGGAUGAUGUGUGGCGAGCUUGCAAAGCUCAUGACAAGCCGAUGUACAAAGACAUGCAGUACGAGGUCCCGGAGAAUGACCUUGCUGGUGAGGAGAGGCACCCGGGCCCUGUGUUGGAGGACAAGUCCCUUCAACAAACAGAGGAGCAAGAGGAGUCUGAGGAAGGUGAGGACGAGGAGCAAGACGACCAGGAAGGGGAGGAGGAGGAAGCAGAAGAGGAUGAGGAAGAGGAAGAGGAGGAGGAAGAGGAAGCAAAGGAACCUAGGGAUCCUAGCACUGCGGGCCCUCGAGCAGCCAAGCCAGCCAAGCCAACGGCUGAAACCGCAAGCCCGAAGACCAACACGUGGAAUGGCAUCCCCAGCCCUGCAACGAAGGAGAAAGCCCAGACCGAGAGCCCCAAAGAGGUGAAGCCACUUGACCUGAACCACAAGUUCAAUCGUGUCCGGCGGUCGAAGUCCGAGCAGCCCCCGUCCCUGAGUACUUUGGUGCUGGGUGCCCACCUGACCGAUGAGCAGGCAUACCAGGAUCACCCGGCCUCGUUGGUUAAUGAGGGUGUCGGGGAGGACCCGGCCUAUGAAGGGUGUCAUGCACUGCAGUUAUUCUACGGACCUUCUGUCACGUUGCUGAGUGCUUCUCAAACUGGCAGCGACAGCGAUCUACGAAGUCUCGUGAGCACGAUGCAGACAGAGAUCACUAGGCUGAAGGCCAUGCUGCAGGAUGCGAAGUCGGCCGCCCCGGCGGCACCGCCUGCCCCAGCCUCGUUGAAGCUCGAGGCGAAGGAGGAGCCGGGAGGGGAGGAUGAGGAUGGGGAGGAGCAUGAAAGCGAGGAGGGGGAUGAAAACCACGAAACCCCACCGCCAAAGGACAAACCGCCUGCCGAAACCUCCGUGGCCAAGACCAGCAAGAAGGCUCCUAAGGGGCCCAACUCAUCGACCCACCGGGCUCAAUGGAUGAAGUUCGGUCGGCGAAUGGACAGCCAGGGCUCGGAGUUCCCCGAAAUGACUAAGCUGUGGUCCGGAACCAAAGAGGAAACCUGGCUCUCUGCUGGUGAACAGCACGAAGUGUUCGCGAAGUGGCUCGAGCAGGGCGAGAACAUGAACAACACGGAGGCCCAGCUGAUCAUCAAGAAGACGAAAUCGGCCGAGGUGAAGGGUGGCUAUGAGGAGCUCACCGUGAAGGAAAUGGUGGCGAAAGGAUUCAGUGCGACCAAGAUCGAAAGCAUUGUCAGAAAGGGUGGAACCCCUGAUGCCGAUGCCCCUCACUGCCUCGAAUCCAUCGUUUACCUCUGCCGGAAGAAGAAGAACGUGGAAGAGUCCGAGAAGGUUGAACAGACCGGGGAAAUCAAGGCUCGGACGAAGCCCAGUGCCAAGGCUCUGGCCCCGUUGAUGAAGUUGAACGGAAUGCCGGGCCCUGGAACGACCUCGAGCGCCGCCGAUGCGGCUUUGCAGCUUGCUGCGAACGCUUUUGCUGUGGGAUCGGGUGACAAUGCCGCCGCCCCCAAAAAGACCGCAAAAGGCAAGGCCAAAGCCAAGGCAAAAGCCUUGAUCCAAACGCCCAAGACGAUCAAAGAGCUUGUGGAUGAAUGCCGCAAAGAGCUGAAGAAAGAGUACAAUGCCGCCAAUAUUUGCUACGACCUGCCGAAGGACCAUGCUUUGCGGACGGAAAUGGAAGGGAGAAAGGGCGAUCUGGAAACCGCCAUGGAUGAGCUGAGGGAUGUGGCGGAUGAUGAUGUCGAGGACUUCGUUGAGGUCGAAAGCACCAGGAUGGUGCGAGCACAAGUUCGUGCCGUGGCAGCUGAGCUCCAGCGCAAAGCAGCUGCUGCCGAGUCGAAGUAG